Hyposmocoma kahamanoa is the source of this 2996-nucleotide messenger RNA. It is a transcript of the gene yata, whose product is annotated as N-terminal kinase-like protein. Gene Ontology annotation, molecular function: ATP binding; protein kinase activity. The transcript is spliced from 13 exons. Gene Ontology annotation, biological process: protein phosphorylation. The coding region runs from base 42 to 2483 and encodes 813 amino acids. The record is from RefSeq and is a predicted model, not a curated record. Lineage: Eukaryota; Metazoa; Arthropoda; Insecta; Lepidoptera; Cosmopterigidae.
UAUGGUGCGAAGUUGUAAAUAAAUAAGUACAAGUGGUCAAUAUGUGGUCCUUUUUUUCGCGUGAUCCUACCAAAGACUUCCCUUAUGAGGUGGGAGAGCCUGUGCGAGGGUUGGAGGAUAGGAGUGUGUGGACUUUACACAAGGGCAAAAAAAGAGGUACCCAGGAUGAGGUAUCGAUAUUUUUGUUUGAUGUUCAGAAAAAUUCUGAGACUCUCUUCGACAUUGCAAAAGCCUCGUUGAAAAAGCUGAAGACAAUGAGACACCCUAGCCUUUUACAUUACUUAGAUAGUUGUGAAACUGAGAAAUUUUUGUAUGUAGCCACAGAGUAUGUGGAACCUUUAACUACCCAUAUAGAAGAUAUGAAAAUGGAGGGCCAACAGCGGGAUCUGUUCCUGGCCUGGGGAAUUUUCCAAAUUACUAGAGCACUAUCAUUCCUAAACAAUGAUGGUAACAUGAAACAUAACAAUGUCUGUCUCUACUCUGUGUUUGUAACUCUCGCUGGUGAGUGGAAACUUGGAGGUUUUGAGUUUCUGACUUCCCAUGGCCAAGAGGGUUCAAAUCCAAUACCUAUUAAGAUUCUUCCUGCACUUGAAAUCUAUGAUCCACCUGAGAAAAAGGAUAGUAGCAAAUUGAAGUCUAUUACUAAGUGCUCAACAGAUAUGUGGGGCUUAGGUUGUCUGAUGUGGGAGGCCUUCAAUGGCCCUUUGAAAAACCAGCCAGCACUCAAGACUGUGGACAACAUCCCAAAGCAACUUUGUACUCUAUAUUGUGAACUUGUUAGUGCCAAUCCUGCAUCAAGGCCAAACCCAGCUGAUAUUAUUACUAGGUGUCGCAAAAUUGGUAGUUAUUUCAAAAAUGAUCUCAUAGAUACCAUGCUGUUUCUGGAAGAAAUUCAGAUUAAAGAUAAAGUGGAAAAGGGGAAGUUUUUCUCCACUCUUAGCAAUCACUUGGAUAACUUCCCUGAGGCUGUGUGUGUUCAUAAAAUUCUACCACAAUUGAUGACUGCUUUUCAUUAUGGAGACGCUGGAUCAGCAGUAUUGGCGCCAAUGUUUAAGCUGGGUAAGCUCUUGGACGAGGCCGAUUAUCAAAAGCAGAUAGUUCCAUGUGUGGUGAAACUCUUCGCAUCUAACGACCGCACUACGCGCUCGCGAUUGUUGCAGCAGCUAGACCAAUUCAUCAUGCAUCUGCAGAAUGCCACUGUAAACGACCAAAUUUUCCCGCAAGUGGUUCACGGAUUUCUGGACACGAAUCCCAUAAUCAGGGAGCAAACAGUGAAGUCUAUAGUCCACCUCGCACCAAAGCUCAAUUAUAAUAACCUGAAUGUGGAAGUGUUAAAACAUUUUGCGCGGCUGCAGUCCAAGGAUGACCAGGGUGGUAUCAGGACCAACACAACAGUCUGCUUAGGCAAGAUAGCAGCGCAUCUACACCCUCAAAUUCGACAAAAAGUCCUUGUGUCAGCUUUCGUUAGAGCAACUCGAGACGCUUUCCCUCCAGCGCGACAAGCAGGUGUCCUUGCUUUGGCUGCUACUCAACAAUACUUUUUACUGGCCGAAGUGGCCGUUAGAGUUCUGCCUGCACUUUGCCCUUUAACUGCAGACCCUGAAAAGCAGGUACGCGACGCCGCUUUUAGAACUAUCAAAGGCUUCCUCGGCAAGUUGGAGAAGGUUUCAGAAGACCCUAGCUUGAAAGAAGGAAUGGAGGCGGACGUACACACUGCUACACCGUCUUUGAGCAACGCCGCCGCAACUUGGGCAGGCUGGGCGGUGACCGCCGUGACCGCGAAGUUCUACCGCUCGCACUCGGACACCGCUCGAGUACAGCAUCCUACUAAAUCUGCGCUAUCGAAACCGGGAUCACUAGAGCAACCUUCAUCGAGUAGCAUGUCUACGACUACUUCAUCUGUGACCUCGAUGACGUCAUUGGAGCAUAGCGAGUCCGCCUCCGAUUAUGACCCUGACCAUUGGGACAUGACUGCAUGGGGAGAAAUUGAUUCAAGUGCAGGCGCAAGUGCGAAAUCGCCACCCAGCAGUGGUAGUGCUCAGCCUAAUACGCCCGGGCUUACCGCACUCUGCGAAGAUGAAUGGGACAACGACGAGUGGGGCACACUGCAAGAGCAGCCGUCAGCAGAAGCUGAACUCGCGAGUCCAUCAGAAACGUGGAACAAUGCACAAUGGGCAGAUCCGGCAGUGAACCGGCCUAACGCUACUUACGUCCGAGGAACUACUUCUACGACUACCCGCGAACAUAGACUGGCUGCACCUCAGAACAGUAAUGAUUCUUUGGGCGGAUGGGAAGAUGGAGAGUUUGAACCUAUCGAGGAAGAUGUGGAGGAAAACAAUACCUCAAAAAUGGACGAAAUGCGUCGGAAACGCGAAGAAAGAAAACUGCAGAGGCAAAGAGAAAUGGAGGCCAGGCGCUCCGCCCGCGGGCAAGGACCCAUGAAGUUGGGCUCCAAGCUCACUACAGCGCCACCGCCCUUCUAGUCCACGGAGUAGGUUUAUGUUCUAUAUGAUAAUGUGAGUGUAUUCCAAUUCUUGUAUGAAGUCCCUUGAACCUACUAUAUCGUAUCAUUAACAAAAUACAUUUGUACAUUCUUCAAGAGUUACUUUUCUAAUGCCUGAAAAGUCUACAAUUACAUUAGAAGCAAAUUCUGAUAUAAAGUAAAAAAUAUAAUAUCGUCUGCUUAAAUGUAAAACCACAUAAGUGACAUUUUCCACAAAAAGUCUUUAAUUUAUAUAGCUCUUGUAAGAAAAUCCUAUCUUUCUGUAGAUAAAACUAUUAGGGCGCAUAUAUUUGACACGAAUUUCAUCACGUUCACCCCGCGCGGUCGCCGAGCGGAGUCCGCGCUAGUUUUAUUCAGUGGAAUUCAAAUGUUGUGUUGCCUAGUAAAUAGAAUUCAGAUUCGCCAUUAACGUACAUGAAGGCGUGGUAACUGGGCGGAGACCGCGCGAAAACUUUCUCCUCGUGUAACUGGGCGCUUAUUAUGUUUAUAGCUA